Messenger RNA from Polypterus senegalus (gray bichir), 1277 nucleotides. RefSeq names its product growth arrest and DNA damage-inducible protein GADD45 alpha-like. The transcript has 4 exons. Gene Ontology annotation, cellular component: nucleus; cytoplasm. Lineage: Eukaryota; Metazoa; Chordata; Cladistia; Polypteriformes; Polypteridae. The coding region runs from base 34 to 627 and encodes 197 amino acids. The record is from RefSeq and is a predicted model, not a curated record. Gene Ontology annotation, biological process: regulation of cell cycle.
AAACCUGCAAGUAACCGGCAUAGUUGGGAUGACAUGCAGAGCGACUUAUAUGCACAUCAAGAAUCGGAAUUACAGAUUUGGAAACGGAAAUUUAUAUCAACUGUGUUUCCUGGACCUAAAGAAAACUUUAGUUUGGAUUUUAUAUGCAACAUGACUUUUGAGGAAUCAAGUGGUGUCCAGACCUCAGACAGGAUGGAUGCAGUCGGAAAAGCUUUGGAAGAAGUUCUGAGCGCUGCAUUACCUCAAGGGUGCAUAACCGUUGGUGUAUAUGAAGCGGCCAAAUCUCUCAAUGCUGAUCCAGACAAUGUGGUGCUGUGUCUUCUAGCCACAGACGAAGGUGACGAUCGGGACGUGGCUUUGCAAAUCCACUUUACUUUGAUAAGAGCUUUCUGUUGCGAGAAUGACAUCAACAUCCUGCGAGUGAAAAAUAUGAGACGCCUGGCCGAGAUCCUUGGAGGAGGGAAACAGGGAGGGGAACCCAUGGAUAUGCACUGCGUUUUAGUCACGAACCCAUAUCCCUCCACAUCGGGCAAUGAUCCAACAGCUCUGAGAAAAGUAAACUACUUCUGCAGAGAAAGCCGCAGCCAGGAUCAGUGGGUGCCAGCUAUUAACCUUCCUGAAAGAUGAAGCAGACAAGACUGUGUUUAACUUGUUAUGAAUUGCACUGGAGUUGUGUACUGUUUUAAUGGGUUUUGCUCCAGAGGAAAAAAUAAAAAUAAAUUAAAAACACAGCAUUGAUGUAAAAUAUGAAAAAAGAUCUUCAGUGAAGGAGGCAUAAUUCUUACUAUGUCCAACUCUUGCCAUUCAUUGCUGUCCAGAUGCUAGUGACUCAGCAGUCGGGACACCAAUGUAAGCGACUGAAGGGGGUGGGGGGUGAAAGAGCAGGAAAGGCUGUGAAGAGAGCUUUGCAAUGAGAUGGAUGCAGGAAACUGAAUCAUGUGGAUGCAAUCAGCAUUUUACAAGAAAGGAUUUACACUAGGUUUGAAACAGGGCUCAUGCAGAAGCUGCACGUUAUGGUCCCUGACUUAAGAAGAACUGUUUGGAGAAAAGUUUGUGAAAUUUUUGUUUUUGUAGACAUACAUUUAGUAUUUUUUCAAAGGGAAAGGCUAAAAGCCAAAUUCGCAAAUGUAUUUUAUUAAGAGUUGUUGUUCUGACUGUUCAUUUAAUGUGCAUAAGUUAUUUGUAUUAUAUUAAUGCAAUAUAUUUAUGUUGCUCUUUUUCCACAUUCACAAGUUUGUAAGAUUUAGUAUUCUGUUUUAAUAAACAUGUUAAAAUCA